GGGCGAGUCCGAGUUGCUGUAAGAUUGCGACCUCGGAAUACUGAAGAGUUGGUAGCAGAUGCAGAUUUUGCUGAUUGUGUGGAUUUGCAGCCAGAGCUUAAAAGGUUGAAACUUCGUAAAAACAAUUGGGAUUCAGAUACUUAUGAGUUUGAUGAAGUCCUGACUGAAUUUGCGUCACAAAAGCGUGUCUAUGAAGUUGUUGCCAAACCUGUUGUUGAGAGCGUUUUAGAGGGUUACAAUGGGACAGUGAUGGCUUAUGGUCAAACCGGAACUGGGAAGACGUAUACUGUUGGCCGAUUGGGUGAUGAAGAUACCUCUGCUCGGGGUAUAAUGGUUCGUGCGAUGGAGGAUAUACUUGCAAACAUCUCACCUGAGACUGAUUCUAUUUCAGUUUCAUUCCUGCAGCUUUAUAUGGAAUCCAUCCAGGAUCUACUGAACCCAGCAAAUGAUAAUAUAUCAAUUGUUGAGGACCAGAAAACUGGUGAUGUUUCUUUGCCAGGGGCUACUGUCUGCGAGAUCAGAGACCAGCAAAGUUUCAUUCAACUCUUACGCUUAGGGGAAGCGCAUAGGAUUGCUGCCAACACCAAACUGAACACUGAAUCUUCUCGGAGUCACGCCCUUCUGAUGGUACAUGUCAAGAAGUCUGUAGUGGACAGGGACGAAUUUUGUCUUGAAGCACAGAAUCGCUCAAUUGGUACUUUGAGGCCUCCUAUACUACGUAAAGGCAAACUGAUCGUGGUAGAUCUUGCUGGUUCCGAACGCAUUCACAAAUCAGGAAGCGAGGGUCAUAUGCUAGAAGAAGCCAAGUCUAUAAAUCUUUCACUUAGUUCCUUAGGGAAAUGUAUAAAUGCUUUGGCAGAAAAUAGUCCUCAUGUCCCAGUUCGAGAUUCAAAGCUUACAAGGCUACUAAAAGAUUCAUUUGGAGCAAAGACCUUUCUUUUUUUUUCUCUACGAAAAGCAGCUGAAGAUGAAAUUCACAACUUAAAGACUCAGCUAUUUAGAUUUUCAAAGAUGGAGUUGGCAGGUGGAAACUCUGAUGGCCUACAGCAAGUGCUGGAAGAGGAGAGUUAUCAGAAAAAGAAACUUGAAGAAGAAGUGAGAGUUUUAAGGAGUCAACUGGCACAAAUAUCUAUUGAAGCUAAUCAAGCGAGAGGCUAUCCAGAUGGAUCCAACUCUGGUAACCCCCUACCUGGUCAAGAUUCCUUAGGACCGCUUAAUCAUAUGCGGUCUAGAGAUGGUAAUAAUGGAGAACGGGCAUCUAUAACAAACCUUCAUGAACAAGUUGGAUUGCAAAAGAUAUUAUCAUUACUUGAGUCAGAUGAUGCUAAUGUACGGAUUCAUGCGGUAAAAGUGGUAGCCAACUUAGCUGCAGAAGAAGGAAAUCAGGAAAAGAUAGUUGAAGCUGGUGGUCUCACUUCAUUGUUAAUGCUCCUUAGAACAUACGAGGACGAAACAAUUCGUAGAAUAGCAGCUGGUGCAAUCGCCAAUCUUGCUAUGAAUGAGGCUAAUCAAGAGCUCAUAAUGGCCCAAGGUGGAAUAUGUCUUUUAGCUAUGACAGCUACUGAUGCAGAAGAUCCUCAGACUCUAAGAAUGGUUGCUGGGGCAAUUGCUAAUCUAUGUGGCAAUGAUAAACUGCAAAUGAGGUUGAGGUCAGAAGGUGGCAUCAAAGCUCUAUUAGGGAUGGUGAGAUGUAGACAUCCAGAUGUUCUUUCUCAAGUUGCCCGUGGCAUUGCAAAUUUUGCCAAGUGUGAAUCUAGGGCUUCUAGUCAAGGGUCAAGGCAUGGCCGAUCCCUCCUGAUAGACGAUGGUGCCUUGCCAUGGAUAGUACAAAAUGCCAACAGUGAAGCUUCACUAAUCAGACGUCAUGUUGAGCUCGCACUCUGCCACCUUGCACAGCAUGAGAUCAAUGCAAAAGACAUGAUCAGCGGAGGAGCCCUCUGGGAGCUGGUUCGUAUUUCGCGGGACUGUUCUAGGGAGGAUAUAAGGGCCCUUGCUCGCCGAACUCUGACCUCAAGUUCCACAUUUCAAUCCGAACUGCGACGCCUAAGGAUCGAGGUUUAGUUACUAACUGCACUAAUCUAUUCUCAUAUAUACAUUUAUAUGUGUGUGUUUUGCCCAUCUGCUAACAAGUGAGAAGCUCUAUAAGAUGUUAGAGCUUCUGCUACAAAAGAUCUACGCUUUUAUUACGUAAUGGCGUUAUUUUUUCAUUUAAGUUGGUUCUUUGUCCCAUUUUUUGGUGCUGGCAUUCCCUAAGCUUCACCUAAAAUUUUGUACUCGUGAAUUAUUGUGUACUAGUUGUAUAUAUGAAGAAUACUUUGUUGAA
Messenger RNA from Salvia hispanica, 2323 nucleotides. The record is from RefSeq and is a predicted model, not a curated record. NCBI's taxonomy places the organism in Eukaryota, Viridiplantae, Streptophyta, Magnoliopsida, Lamiales, Lamiaceae.